Messenger RNA from Colletotrichum gloeosporioides, 1572 nucleotides. RefSeq names its product Adenylyl-sulfate kinase. Gene Ontology annotation, biological process: sulfate assimilation. Gene Ontology annotation, molecular function: ATP binding; adenylylsulfate kinase activity. The coding region runs from base 1 to 1572 and encodes 523 amino acids. Lineage: Eukaryota; Fungi; Ascomycota; Sordariomycetes; Glomerellales; Glomerellaceae. The record is from RefSeq and is a predicted model, not a curated record. The transcript has 4 exons.
AUGACAGCGACGCCGUUCGCUCCGCUGAGGCGGAUGAUAGCGCUUCCUGCAAGCUGUGCAGGAAGAAGCAUCCCGAACGCGCUGUUCUCCUCGGCAGCUUGUCGUAUACUUCUUCGACGAUACCACCCUGGUGUUGGCGCACGUGAGUGUUUGCGCGAGGUCUUAAUGCCUGAAUUUUCCAAGCUUACCCCGUUUCUCGCAGCUCCCCUCGCGCCACCGGCAUCACCUCCCUCCCGCCUUCGCAGGGCAAUCGCAUUCGGCGCAUAUGGACUGUUGUUUGCAAGUCUCGGCUUUAUAGCCGCAGCUAGCCCACUUGUGCCCAGUCUGGUGGAUGCGACAAAACACCGGUCCGACGAAGACAGCUUGCGUCUUUAUGUUCCAGAAGACGCAGAGGCCAAGGCAGUGGAUGAUUAUAUCAAUAACCACCCUCUUGCGGCAACGAUGCGCAGGGAGGCGGACAUGGUUGAAUCUCGGCCACAUAUGAGGCUGCCCGAUGGGUUAAGACGUCAUAAUCUUACUGGCGGUACACUCCUUGGCCCCGGGCGCAUCACGGUGCCUCCGAUAUGCUGGACCAGGAACGGUGGAAAAGCACUCGUCUCCAUAUCUCAUCUUGGAACAGAUAUGUGCGGCCACCCUGGUAUUGUGCACGGAGGUCUUCUGGCGACCAUGCUUGACGAAGGUCUAGCACGCUGCUGUUUUGGAGCACUUCCACAUAACGUGGGCGUCACCGCAAAGCUCGAAAUCAACUACAGAAAGCCGGUUCACGCCGGGACAUACGUGGUGCUAAGGGCGCAGACGGUGAGAGUUGAAGGGCGCAAGGCUUGGGUCGAGGGCCAACUGGAAACGUUGGUUGAUGAAGGACAGGAGCCUGUUGUCUUGGCACAAGCAACAGCACUCUUUGUCUCACCUAGAUUUGCAUCGGUCAUGGCCAAGCUCAACGCAACAUCCAACAUUACAUGGCACCCGUCGCUUUCCCGCCACGAGCGUAAUCAGCUGCGUCGCCAGCGUGGCUUCACCAUUUGGCUGACUGGCCUCUCUGCCUCGGGCAAGUCGACCGUGGCGACCGCUUUGGAGCAACAUCUCCUACACCUGGGUCUUGCGGCCUACCGUCUGGACGGCGACAACGUCCGUUUUGGCCUUAACAAAGAUCUGGGAUUUUCUGAGAAGGACCGGAACGAGAAUAUUCGUCGUAUCGCUGAGGUUGCUAAGCUUUUCGCUGACUCCUCGACAAUCGCCAUCACUUCCUUCAUCUCCCCGUACCGAGCAGACCGUCAGGUUGCCCGCGAGUUGCACACCCAGGCGAGCCAAAGCGACGACGACGCUAUCCCUUUCAUCGAAAUCUUUGUUGACGUCCCAAUCGAGGUGGCAGAGCAACGUGAUCCUAAGGGGCUUUACAAGAAGGCCAGAGCAGGCGAGAUCAAGGACUUCACUGGCAUCUCUGCGCCGUACGAAGAGCCUGAAAACCCCGAAAUCCGCAUCAGGACCGAUAAGUCGAGCGUGGAGGAGUGCGUCGCGCAAAUUGCCGAGUGGUUGAUCAAGGAGGGUCUCAUUUCAUCCACCAAAGCAGCUUAA